Messenger RNA from Bursaphelenchus okinawaensis, 540 nucleotides. Lineage: Eukaryota; Metazoa; Nematoda; Chromadorea; Rhabditida; Aphelenchoididae. The record is from the annotation of a GenBank genome assembly.
AUGGCUCCGGCCAGGACACAAAUCAUAUCAAGACGCGGAAACCCGCGUGGGCCGAGGAAUGUGUGUCUCAUCGCGGCCAUGAUCAGUCGUGAGAACGGGGCCCGAUCGGGGCAACUAUUUAAGCCAGGGAUUGUUGGAUAUCGGGAUCGAUCGAUCGAUCCGGCCGCCGACUCACCGCGAGUGACGGUCGACAGACUUUAUGUGCCAACCCGGGUUGAGGAGUACGGUAGAUGUAGCUACCAGAGAAUACGGCCAAGGGAUACGGCCAAGGGAUACGGCCAGGGAAUACGGCCAGGAAAUACGGCCAAGGGAUACGGCCAAGGAUUAAGGCCAGGGAUAUGCCAAGGGAAAGCAUUUACGAGCGCGCCAGUACUGAUCAGAUCGCGGGUCUCAGGACCAGCAACCAACCAUACAAACCCCUCUGAGUCCCAGACGGAAGCUAGGGCUUUCACAGAGCCCCAAUUGACAAGACAAGUAGCCCGAACCGUUCCUGAGGGAGGGUAUGUCUUGGCCCUCACCGGGAACGGGUCCACCGCAUAG